AUGGACGCCAUCACCGUGGCCUCAGCCAACUGCCGCUGCAGCCGCGUCGUCUACGUGGGCAACAUCGCCUUCCACGCCGCCGAGAAGGAUGUCCUGGACGCCUGCGAGCUCAUCGGCCCCGUCCUCUCCUUCCGCCUCGCCGCCGACGGGGCCACGGGGAAGCGCAAGGGCUACGCUUUCGUCGAGUACGCCGACGACGCCACGGCGCAGAGCGCGUGCCGCAACCUCCACGGCCACCUCCUGCGCGGCCGCGAGCUGCGGGUCGGCCUCGCCGCCAGGGCCGGCGCGCGCAAGCAUCGCCGGGCGGGCGACGACCACGAGCCCGUCGGCCUGGAGGACGCCAUCCACGCCGCGUCCCUCGUCGUCUCCGGCUCCGGGCGCCCCCCCGCCGCCUCCGUCACGCGCUUCCUGGCGGCCGCGUCCAGGCACCAGCUGCGGGAGGCGGCGGCCGCGUUCGAGAGCCAGGGCCCCGAGGCGUGCGAGGUUCUCAAGGAGCAGAUCCCCGGGCUUGCCGCGGCGAUGGAGCAGGUCCGGCAUCUUCUCGACAUGGCGGCCGCGGAUGAUGCCGCUGAGGAGGCAAGGAAGAAGCGGCGCGCGGAUUCCGGCGUCCCGGCGGCUGCCGAAGGGGCCGAUCACCGCGUGAAGCUCAGGAAGGUGGAAGAUGGUGCUGCCGUUCCCGCUGGAGUUUCCUGCUUCUGA
Molecule: messenger RNA, 699 nt
Organism: Brachypodium distachyon (stiff brome)
Lineage: Eukaryota; Viridiplantae; Streptophyta; Magnoliopsida; Poales; Poaceae
Product: cleavage stimulating factor 64
Exons: 1
Coding region: 1-699 (232 amino acids)
Cellular component (GO): mRNA cleavage and polyadenylation specificity factor complex
Molecular function (GO): mRNA binding
Source: RefSeq, a predicted model, not a curated record